Messenger RNA from Carya illinoinensis, 2887 nucleotides. RefSeq lists its product as uncharacterized. The transcript has 11 exons. The record is from RefSeq and is a predicted model, not a curated record. Lineage: Eukaryota; Viridiplantae; Streptophyta; Magnoliopsida; Fagales; Juglandaceae. The coding region runs from base 236 to 2491 and encodes 751 amino acids. Gene Ontology annotation, molecular function: protein binding. Gene Ontology annotation, biological process: response to endoplasmic reticulum stress.
UACACGUAGGCUUUCAUUUGAGUGUAGCCUGUGUCUCCCUCUCUCUCUCUGUGAAUCAGUAAAAUCACCAACUCUCACUGUCCGUUUCAGUUUUCAGGCGUAUCGUCACAUCACAUCACAUCCUGUAAUCCCCCACUCCCUCUCUCUCUUUUCUCAUUUCUCUCACUUUCUCGACCCUGAAACUUCCUCGAGAAACAAGCACCAGAACUGCCGUAAUUCUUUCAUCUCUCAAAGAAUGAACAGGAGGAGGAAGUCAAAGAAAUGCAAUUUUCUGGAUAAAUCUCAAACUUGGUGGACGACGAAUUGCAGUGCUCCUGCAAGGAAUCUAAGGAAGAGCGACCUAGGUGGAGUUAUCUUUGGUUGCAAGAAUAACACAAUCGAAGAAUGUUAUUCUGAACAGUUGUUUGGAUUACCGCGUCCACAUUUCUCGUAUGUAAAGAAUGUGAGCAUUGGUUUGCCGCUUUUCUUAUUCAAUUACAGCUAUAGGAAACUUCAUGGUAUCUUCGAGGCCGCAAGCCAGGGACAGUUGGAUAUUAGACCUUAUGGAUGGACUCAAUACGGUUCAGAUACUCCAUUUCCUGCACAGGUCAAGAUUCGAAUCCUGAUGCCGUGCCAUCCAUUGCUAGAAGACCAGUUCAGAACUGUAAUUUCUAGUAACUACUAUGAACCAAGACUGUUUUGGUUUGAACUAGACCGAGAUCAAACAAAAGACUUGAUCUCAUUGUUUUCAGCUUCGCCACUUGCUGUGAGUACUUCCAUCCCAAGCAAUACACAUAAGAGGAAUAGUGUAUUCAAAGCUUCAUACGUCCAGGAAGUUGGCUUCACUGAGACACCUGCAUCAGAAUGGAAUGCUCAUCCAGACCAGAUCAGUGCAGAAUGGCAAUGUUACGAUGCUCCUGGUCUGUUUGGCACAGGAACUCUCAUUGGUGAAAAUGUUGCAGAAAAGGAUGAGGAACCAGGAGAACAUGAUCGAACUUAUGCUUCUGUGGCGAGAUGUGCAGGGCUUUCCUUUCGACAAAAGAAGUGGAGUGCCUUGUUUAAAAGUUCAGACACUUCUACUGUAGGGAAUGAAGCCGUAGAUUUUAAGGCAACAGCUUUAGAGCUGAACCUUCCAUGUAUUGCACCUUGUUUGGAUGGCGGGAGUAAUCUUUCCGAAGCUCCUGCAGAUGAUUCAGUAAGGCAUAAUGAACAAACUCAUAGGAUUGAAGCCAAGUACUCUUCAUGUGAUGCACCUUGUUUGGACGUAGACGGUAAGUUUUCGAAAGUUUGUACAGAUGAGCGUGCAGCAGAAAUAGGUAGCAAGGAAAAUAUACACUUCAGACCAACUGGUGAAUGCUCCUCAUUUUCAGUCAUGACAAAGGAGAUGUCAUCAAAGCAUAAGCGUGGGGAAGAAAAGGGGAGAUGCGGGAUGGCAUCAGAUGAUAUUUGCUUUCCAGAAGCACCAAUUGUUUUAGAAUCGAAAUCCUCUGAACUUGAGUCUGCUGUGGCUGAGAUUGAAUCAAGAAGAGGAAUUCAAAGUGUAAAAGAUCAAUACAAGAUUUUGGAAUGUGGGCCAUUUCCUAAAACUGGAUUAGUUACUGAAAAAGAAUACGGAUCAAGUGAUGAACCUUGUUCAGACCUUGAUGUGAAAGUGCUUAUUGUUGGAGGAUAUGAUGGGUCUCUGUGGCCAUCAGCUUUGGGGUGUUAUUAUCCUUCUCGUGAUCUUAUGGAAUCCCUUAGUCCAAUGAAUUUCAUACGUUCACAUGCCUCAGCAGCAGAGCUAAACGGUGACCUCUACUUGUUUGGUGGUGUAUAUAAUAAUUCGUGGUAUGAUACAGUUGAAUCAUACAACCCAAUAAGCAAUCAGUGGGUUAAUAGACCUUCACUUAAUCAAAAGAAAGGAAGACUAGCUGGAAUUUCUCUAAAUCAGAAAAUUUUUGCAAUUGGUGGUGGAAAUGGUGUUCAAUGUUUCUCAGAGGUGGAAAUGUUUGAUCCAUACGUAGGAAGGUGGAUCCCUGGUCAGUCAAUGAGAUGCAAGAGAUUUGAUGCCUCAGCAGUAGAAAUUAAUGGCACGAUCUAUGUUACUGGAGGACGUAAUGAAAAGGUUUACUUGAAGUUACCCUCCUAUCUCAGAUCAGCAGAAAGAUUUGAUCCUCGAGAACAUUUGUGGACCAGACUUGGGAAAAUGUCCACGAAGAAAUCGGGCCAUUCAUUGUUUGUUCUGAAUGAGAAACUAUAUGCUGUAGGCGGCCAUGAUGGAAAUAGGAUGGUCUCAUCUGUUGAGGUUUUUGACCCUCGUGCUGGUUCAUGGAUGACGGGUGAAUCCUUGACUUGUUCGAGGGGAUGCUUUGGUGCUGUUGUAAUUGCAGAUUCUCUGUAUGUCAUUAGGGGAUUAAAUGAAAAUGAGGAAGUAUUGGACACGGUGGAAUGUUAUAAGGAGGGACGUGGAUGGGCAUUGACAAAUCUUAGAGGCGUUGGAAAAAUAUGCGCUUUCUCUGCUGUCGUCAUGUAAUACCAGGGAGUGAAAAGCAACAGGUUAGGGUUGAAUCUUUUCAAUCUUGUCUGUCUGUCCUGUCAACGGUGUUCGUAUUCUAAAGAGUAGUGAGCUAUAACUUCGGUUUGUACUCUUACAAAGUUCAACCUACUUAUUUUUGGGUGGGGAACACCACGUGAGCCAUUUGCAUUUUAAUCAUUUUCAAAGGUAGAUUGUGUCUUUUUUUUUUUUUUUUAAGUGAUGUGUCGUGCAUGUGUGAGUAGAAAAGAGCAGAAAAGAAAUAGAAGGAAGAGUGCGGCACCUUAAGUGAGGGAGAGGAUUUAUCGCCUUUUUUUUCAUCAUACUUCCAUUAGGGUUUUGAGAGAUGAUUUUGAUGAAAUUUUAGUAUGUUAUUUCCAAAGUUUCGUUUUGACU